Molecule: messenger RNA, 6700 nt
Organism: Caenorhabditis auriculariae
Lineage: Eukaryota; Metazoa; Nematoda; Chromadorea; Rhabditida; Rhabditidae
Source: the annotation of a GenBank genome assembly
AUGGAUUCGCGUCGAGUCCCGACCUAUUUCGCUUUUUUUUCGACGCCAUUCGCACUUUUUGGCUUGUCGCAAAAGGCGAUUCGCGUUUGGAAUAACUCGCAGACAAUAUUGAUGUAGAGGAUCAAAUUAUCAGAUAUUUCCGGAACGUUGAUAAAAUUUAUAUCCAUAUUAACUGAGAAACGACAAAUAUAUACAAUUGUGGGAGCUAUUUUUUUAACUGAUUUUUGGGUUCUAACACAUGUCAUGCAAUCUAUGAUUUUCGAAAAAAUUUUUGCACUUUUCCUUCGGGAACGUCUCUGUCGGACCCAUAAAUUUUUUCGGACAGACAGCGUUCUUUUGCUUGAUAUCAAUUUGGGAUAUCCAGUUUUCUUUGUCGGCGCCGGCUUGCGAUUACGCGAAAAAGACUUUAGGGUUGCCUGUUGACGUUUCGAAAUGACAGGAAGUCAAGGAAAAUCUGUAAAUUUGCAAUUUUUAUCAUGAAGAAACAUUGAAUACUAGGAAGUUCAUUUAAUUGAAGUUUAUAAAGUUCAUUUUGUUGAAUUUCUCAUUGCGUUCUCAAUGAUAUAAUCUUGAGUUAACUUGAGUCUCAACGGCAGUGAGAACUGAGAUUUAGACGUAAGGUUUCAGAAUCCGCUCGUAAAAACUCCAGAAAUACACAUUUUCAUAUUUAAUGAAAUAUACUCUCUGAUUAGUUUUCGUCGAACUUGCGAUAUUUUCAAGCUGUUCCAAAUUUUUUUUUUUCCUUGAUAGAUCGAAAAAAGAGGAUUUUCAGAGUGCCGGAGUUAGACCCGACCGCGUAUGGCCUGUCGCUCUCAGAUGACGUCAAGUCUGGAUUUUCACUGAACGAUCUCGCCGAACAGCUUCGGCUGAUUUACUGCGGUCCGAUGGCCGUCGAGUUCAUGCAUAUCAACGUUUGUCGCGAAUGAGCUUUAUCAUCGUGGGUGGUCGGAUUGCAGAACUGGGAGGAACGGCAGUGGCUAGCGCAGCGCUUCGAAAGUUCCGUCGCCGAAGAACUGCGGCAAGAGGAGCUGCUCCACAUCGGGAAGCUCAUGCUCCGUUGCGAAGUGAGGGCUUUCAAAAUCUCUAGAAAUGGAUUUGAAAAUAAUCGACUUAGAGAAGAUUCAUUGAAGCUGAUAGUCAGUGAAUCCUUUUUUAUUUAUAGAAAAGGGAGUUUUUGGGAUGGCUUUCAGAAACUCGAUCUCAAUUUAUUUCUCUUCAGAACUUUGAUCGUUUCCUUGCUUUGAAAUUCCCGACGCUCAAACGGUAUGGCGCCGAAGGAGCGGAAAGCAUGUUCGGCUUCUUCUCGGAGUUGUUCGAAACGUCUCCGGAGCAUAAUAUUGAACAGGUGUGAAGUGAAUAGAAAACCAAACAUCUCGAAAUUCUGGAGGUUGUUAUUGGAAUCGCCCAUCGCGGACGUCUGAACUUGCUGACUCAGCUAAUGCAGUUUCCCGUUCUCCAAAUGUUCAGAAAGGUUGACAUCAAAGUAAAAAAAGACAAGAAAAAUCGAGUGAUUUUAAGAUAAAAGGAAAGCCAGAGUUCCCGAAUGAUGUUUCGGGCUCCGGUGACGUCUUGUCGCAUUUGGGUAUGUUUCGAAGAAGACAGUGGGAAGUGAGAGAGUUAAAAACAGACAAAUUUGAAAGUUUUGCCCAAUGGUUUUCAAAUUUAGUGAGUAUAGCAGUAAAGUAUAAGUUGGGAAGCAAAGACUUGUAUAAAGAAAGAAAAAGUAUAUUUAAAAUUUUCUGCGUAAAAGUUUAUUUCCUUCAUCCUCGAGUUUCAGUUUCAUCGUUCGAUUACAAAGGAAAGGAAGGACAGGUACACGUGACGAUGUUGCCCAAUCCGUCGCACUUGGAAGCCGUCAACCCUGUGGCAAUGGGAAAAGCUCGUGCCAGAGCAUGGUUCAUUCGAAAAAGAAGUUCCGAGCUUUACCUUGAAAGUCAGGUCGAUGAAACAGGGCGACUACAGCGCCGAGGAACGGUCGGCUCGUACUGGCGACUCGGUUCUGAAUGUUCUGAUCCACGGCGACGGCGCUUUCACCGGCCAAGGCAUUGUGUGGGAGUCGCUGGCCCUGAGUCGAGCUCCUCACUUCCGACUCGGCGGAACCGUCCAUCUCGUCACCAAUAACCAAGUCGCCUUCACGGCCGAGUCUUGCAUUGGAAGGUCGACCACUCAUUGCACUGGUACUCUUCAUCAACAGAUCUCAGAACAAUUUCUGACCUUUUAGACAUCGCGAAGGCUUUUGAAUACCCUGUAAUCCAUGUCAAUGGAGAUCAUCCUGAGGUUCUUUGGAACUUUGAAAUCAACCAUAUAAUUUCUUUCAUAGGAGUUAGUGAAGGCAACUAGGAUCGCUCUGGCUUAUCGAGAAAAGUUCCGUAAGGACAUUUUCAUCAAUCUCGUGUGCUUCCGACGUUGGGGUCACAACGAACUUGAUGAUCCAACUUUCACGUCUCCUGUUAUGUAUAAAGUUAGUAGAGAGAUGGACUCUUAAUAUGUUUCGGCUAGGAAAUUGAAUCGCGAGAAUCGGUGCCUCGACUUUUCAUGGACCGUUUGAUUUCUGAAGGGAUCACGACGGAGGAAGAUAUCAAGAAAGAUUUAGACAAACAGACGGAAGAACUCAACGUGACGUUGAAAUCGGUCGAUAAAUCGCAACCAGAGUUAGAAACAAAAACUUUUUUUUUUGGUCGCAACUUCAAUAUUUGAGAGUGACUCAUCUACAAGGCAACUGGAAAGGAUUUGUCCAAGCCCCUUCGAGUGUAGAAAGAUGGGAUACGGGAGUCGACGUGGACCUUCUCCGGUUCGUAGGCGCGGCUAGUGUUCACUUCCCAGAUAACUUUGUGGGUUACCGUAAAUAUAAAAAUGAAGGUCGAAUUCAAAUGUUAAGGACUCGCACAAGCAUCUCCAGAAAACGCACAUUGAAGCACGACUGAACAAAAUGAAGAGCGGCGAGAACAUCGACUGGGCGACGGCCGAGGCCUUGGCCUUCGGAAGUGUUCUCCUACAAGGAAACGAUGUCCGCAUCAGUGGCCAGGACGUCGGUCGUGGCACUUUCUGCCACAGGUAGUAUUGGACGAGUUACUUCAGAAAAAAAGAUGCAAACGGCUGUCAAAAAAUCAUGAUUAGAUAACUUUUGUGAGAAAUGUUCCUCUAGAGAUCUUUUAUGCACUUUAUAAUCUAUCAUCUCAGGAGUUUAGACAUGCGAUGUUCGUCGACCAAUCCAGCGAUAAAAUUCAUAUUCCAUUGAAUCACAUCAUCGAGGGGCAGAAGAAUUACCUGGAAGUGAAUUCUCAAAUUCAAAACUGCUUUUUCAACUAAAAACUUGAGGUCGCGAAUAAUCUGCUGUCAGAGGAAGCCAUUCUUGGCUUUGAGUGGGGCUUUUCGUCUGAGAAUCCUCGACGGCUCUGCAUCUGGGAGGCUCAGUUCGGCGAUUUCUUCAAUGGAGCUCAGAUCAUCAUCGAUACUUUCAUUGCAAGUGGAGAAAGUGACAGGAUUUGAGUGCUAUAAAGUGGGCAACAUGAGUUUUGAGGCAAGUGGCUGACACAGUCCGGCCUGACGCUUCUCUUGCCUCACGGUUAUGACGGCGCCGGUCCAGAACACAGCAGUUGUCGCAUGGAACGGUUGGUUCUAGUUCAUUCCACGUUUGGUCUUGACUUUCACUGGAAAAGUCUUCGAUAUUCGAACGAUAAUAGUUAAUCAUUUAUUUUUCUAGCAUCUCAAAAAACCUACAAAACUCUUCAAUUCAUUAGAGCAAGUUCUUCAUUGGUUAGUUUUUCUGGACACGGCGCAAAAAAAACUAGAAUCUUCAGGGAUCUUUUCUUUAAAAAAUUGUUUGAACUGUUCAAUGUUUUUUUUGUGAAAAAAGUCCAAGAAAUUAUCGGCCAAUUUUUAGAAAGUUUCAUUCUUCUGAGAGUAGGAAGAUAUUCCUUUCUGAGAAGACGAACGAAAAGGAAGAUUUCAAUUGGUAGUGUCUUUUAGGUUCUUGCAAAUGUGUGAUUCGCGAGAAGACCAGAAGCCAGUGGACGGCGAAGACGUGAACAUUCGGAUCGCCAACCCGACGACCAGCGCCCAGUACUUCCAUCUUCUCCGCCGUCAAGUUCAGAACCCCUGCUUUCCUCCUGCUCAAAAAAAAUUCUCAGGUGCUGCCAAACUACCGAAAGCCUUUGGUGGUCGUCGCGCCAAAGAUUCUGCUCCGGCAUCCCAAGGUCGGAAGCUCAUAAAGUAUUUAGCGCCUUUUGUUGUUGCCGCCUUGGCGAAACGAACAGCUGCCGACGUUCUUUGCUUUCGGCGACGACGUCGAAUGAAUUGCAGGCGGCAUCUUCAAUUGUCGACUUCGCUCCCGGAACGUUUUUCAAGAAUGUGAUCGACGACGACGCGUGUGUUGCUGAUAAAGUCACUAAAGUGAGCGGAUGAACAUCAGAACUUGUUCAGAAACAGAAUCGAGAAAAAGUUGAUGUUUUAGUUAGGAGUAUGCCGUACUCAUUUCUAUUUUUUAUUUUAAUUUGUUUCCAUAAAAGACAGUUUUAUGCCCCAAUUUUUCUUUUGAUGAGUUAGUUUCCGAGUGAUAUAACUUGAUAAUAAGUGCAAAAAAAGUCUUGAAAUUAGGGAAUAUGUUUAUAGCCUUUCCAAAACAUUUUGGUACGCUGGAAGUCUAAGUGUAGUGCGAAUUUGUACCCGUAGACUCAUGAAAACGCGGAAAUCAGAUGAAAAUUGGCAGGACAAAGGAACGUCGGUCGAUAUCACGAGUUCAGAUCGUCUUCACGAGUGGCAAGCACUGGACGGCCGUCGACAAGGCGCGCGAAGAACGAAAUCUGCGAGAAACGGUGGCAGUGGUCCGCCUCGAGUCGUUGUGUCCGUUCCCCGUGGCAGACCUCCAGCAGGUCCUCAAGAAGUAUCCCAAAGCCAAAGGUAUUGAAGUUAUUAUCAUAACUAGUAAAGCUAUGGGUUCUAAAAACAAAUUACUGUCAUUUUGAUCGACUUUCUGAACACUUCAUCUCAUUUAAAAGCUCCCUGACUAAAUUUAUGGACGAACUCGGAAACUCGCUAACUUACCUUAUAUGUCGAAUAGACCUGCUUCCUGAAGAGCCGAUGGACAGCCGGCACUUAACUUCCCCAAGUGGCCAUGAACGUCAACACGCGUCAUAUGUCGAUCCAAUACACUUUUAUCUAACAGCUGCCUACAGUUCCUCGGCGCAUAUAUAAUAUUUGCACUAUUAUGCAUGGAUUACGGCGCCGUAAAGGGUCACGCAACCACUGCAUUUGGCAAUCGUGUCCACUCCUGGGCUUAAUUAUUUUUUCCUGUUUUUGAAAUGGUUUGGUCAAAAACAAGUUCGUUACGACCCCUCACUGAAUGUUUUUACAGAUUCGGUUGAACUUCUGUUGAGAAUACUGCUAAAACCUCUGGGCUUGUAAAUGUUUACAACUAGUUAAAAUAGUACAAGUCGAACAAGAGCGAAAUGGCCUCAUGCGCGAUAUUUCAGGAAAGAAAAAAAAAUGAAAUUACUAUCAUCAAUUGGAAUUUUUUAUAUAGCAAUAAUAUAUACUAAAAUCAGACACCGUUUUUGAUAAAAAAGUAAAAGUAAACUUUUGAAAAAAGGAAAGAUUUGACGUGGUCUACAAAGUUGGUUCCCCAUCAAUCUGAAUUCGUAGUGGUGCGUCAAGAACAGGCAGUAGCCUUGAAUUCCGAGUCAGUUAGAUCGUCCCUCAAUUAAUCGCGAACUUUGUUACCGAUGGGUGGAAGCCGAAGAGAAAUGAUGUAGUGAGUGGAGAUUGGUGGGAACGAAGCAAUAAACAACAUGUGGAGGACCACCACGUUCCGAGUGACUCUGUGAACGCUGUUAACACGCAUUGUCCUUCAACUAGGCCGGAUUUAUGAGCUCUCCGGUGUGUUUCGACUCUGUGCGGCCGAAUUUGAAAAAAAAGAUUCAAAGGACUUUUUUAAUUGCGCUUUUUCAGAAUUCGUUUGGUCGCAGGAGGAGCCGAGAAACGCUGGAGCGUGGCCUUUCGUCAGUCGACGUUUCGAGAACGCCGUCGGCAUUUCGGUGAGUAGAAAAUAUUUGGAUGAGUUACAACAAAAUUAAAUGAGAAAUAAAAUAUUUUUUUCUUUCAGUGUGAGAACGGCCCCUCAUAGAAAAAAAGAGAAAAGUUUUAAAAUUAAAAAUUUUUUUAGAAGCCCGCUCUUCAAAAAAAUUUUUUUAGGUUUGGCUAUUGUUUCAAAAAGGUUAUACUAUGCAGAUCUUCUUUUCUUUUAGCGACAAACAUGCAAAUUUUAGAAAGCCAUUUGUUUAAAUCAUGUGAAACUGGAAUUUCACAAUUUUGCAUGAUGAACGAAACUUUUUCAAUAGCAAAGAAUUCGAUUCAAAAAACGAGCUGUUUUUUUCCAUUGUUUUGUCGAACUGCGAGUCUUUCUUUUUUGAAAUUGGUAGAGCUGAAAAUAUUUCCGAUGAACUUUAACUUCUUUUUUUCGAUAAAAAAAAGUCUUUGAGUAUAUUUAUACUGGUGUCUCUUCCCGUAGAAAUAAUCUGAGGAACUUGAUCCUCGACACGUGCGACAGUAACACCUGAGAUGACCUCUCGCGCACAUGCUCGCCCCUAUGAUUUGGUUGCAGCUGUCGUACGCGGGCCGGCCGGAGCUCGCCUGGACCGCCACCGCCAUAGGCGAGCAUCACGCCAAGGAAGUCGAAGACGUCAUCCGUCAGAUCUUCCCUUGA